AUGCCUGUGUCGAUUGGCGACGAGUAUUAUUCGUACUCGCCGCGGCCCUUUGUCGUGGCGUCGGCUGUAAUUGCCCCGCCGGCCUCGUCGUCCCCGGCGCCUGUGGCUGUGGGGAUAUCGCCUCUUCCCGCACCUCAAUCUGCGCCGUCGUCGGUGACUCAGGCUGGCCGUGUCCUCGCGCCUGCUGCCCCGCCCGUUCCCGCCGUGGCGACGUUGUCUGCCCCUGGCGUGGCGCCUGGUCAUGCGCCCGCGUCGUCACCUGCUCCCGCGCUCGCCCCGGCGUCCGCUCCUGCCCCUGCCCCUGGGCUUGUUGCAGCGUCUGAUCCUGCGCACGCUUCUGCGCCUGCGCCGGUGGUUCCACCUGUCCCCGUGGGGGUGCCGGCGCCCGUGCCUGUGGUUGCGGCGUCGUCUGCUGCUGUUGGAGACGCCUCCGCGCCGCCACUGGUCGCGCCUGCCGUGGCGCCUUCUGCUGUUGCUGGGGCGGACCCGAUGUACCAGCCACUUCCAGCCACCAGCGCCGGCCUGAGCGCGGCGGAGGUUCAGUCGGCUCGCGCGUCGCCUCCGGAUGCUCCUGCCCCUCUGUCAGCGCCAGCAACCGUGCCGCCUCCGACCAUCCAGGCGGGUCCUGCUCCCGCACCCCUUGCUCCUGUUCCGCCUGCUCAACGUCCUCCGUCCCCCGGCCGUCGGCAGCAUCGGCCUCAUUCCCCUGCCCCGCGUGACGAGCGGGAGACGUCACGGCGGCGUCACGAUUCACCUCGCCACCGUGGUUCGCAGGCGAACUGGGCUGCACCCCGUGGCGGCCAAGGGGGCUGCUGGGGAGGGCGUGGUCGUGGUGGCGGCUGGGUGUAUGAUCAGCCGGUAUAUUGUCACGCGGCUCUUUCUCGUGGCGUGCCUCUGGUAGGCGGCCCUCUGGACGAGUGCUCGGAUGCCGCUGACCGACUUGCCGAGCUCCUUGCGCCCGUGUUGGCUGCGCCCGCGUGGGGUGGAGUUGCGGGCGUUGGGCAGCUUGGGACUGCGCUCCGUGGUCUGCGCCGGGUGAUGCGCGCAGCGACUGCAGUCGACCUGAUCGGCGCAACCACUGUGGUGGUGCGCGAGCUUCAUCGCUCAAUGACGGGGCUCCUUGCUGCUCUUGACGCGGAUCAGAUGUAG
Closterium sp. Naga37s-1 is the source of this 1149-nucleotide messenger RNA. The record is from the annotation of a GenBank genome assembly. Lineage: Eukaryota; Viridiplantae; Streptophyta; Zygnematophyceae; Desmidiales; Closteriaceae.